UAUCUUUAAUAAACUUUGAUCUGUGCCAAAUUUAAAUAUUUCCUCAUUCGCUAAUUCGCGACUGACUUUUUUAUAAAUCGUUACCCAUAAAAUAAUUCUCAAAACGCGCUUAAUUAAUUUUUUUUUUUUGAGGAAGAUUCGUUUUUUGCGGCUAUAAAGCAAUAAGCUAACCUUUGUUUUUCGUAGUCGCGUUUGUAAUCCGUAUGAUUUCGGAACAUGUACUUAUUCAAGUGGUUUAUGUGCUUGAUUUUGCUCUGGGCAAAGUUAAAAUGUACUAAAGCCGACCUCUCACCAGAUCCUUUGAUUGUUGAGAUCCCCAAUGGAAAACUCCGGGGAAAAGAUAACGGCCACUACCACAGCUACGAAUCGAUUCCCUAUGCUAAGCCCCCAACUGGUGACCUUCGAUUCGAAGCUCCUCAACCAUAUAGUCAUCAGUGGACGGAUGUUUUCGAUGCAACGAAACCAGCAGCAGACUGCCUACAAUGGAACCAGUUCAGACAAAAUCUUCAGGGGGAGGAGGAUUGCUUGACCGUCAGCAUCUUUAAACCAAAUCAGCAGAUUGGAAGCAGCUUUCCUGUCGUGGUCCUUCUUCAUGGUGGGGCCUUUAUGUUCGGUGGAGUAGUUUCAAACGGGCAUGACUACUUUAUGCGCAAGGGAAAGAUGCUUUUGGUGAAAAUAAGCUAUCGCUUGGGUCCUUUGGGUUUCGCAAGCAGCGGUGAUAAGGAUUUGCCGGGAAACUACGGACUUAAAGAUCAGCGCCUGGCUCUGCGAUGGAUAAAACAAAACAUAGCGAACUUCGGGGGAAUGCCGGAGAAUAUUGUGCUCAUUGGUCAUUCUGCAGGCGGUGCUUCAACUCAUUUGCAGCUCUUGAAAGAGGACUUCGGCAAGUUGGCCAAGGCAGCGAUCUCCUUCAGCGGCAAUGCUCUGGAUCCUUGGGUUGUCCAGAAGGGAGGACGAGGAAGAGCUUUUGAACUGGGUCGCAUUGUUGGCUGUGGACAUACAACAGACUCUGCAGAACUUAAGAAUUGUUUGAAGUCCAAACCGUCCACGGAAAUAGUUUCCGCCGUUCGUAGCUUCUUUCUGUUUUCCAACGUUCCCUUUUCUCCUUUUGGACCUGUUGUUGAGCCGGCAGAUGCUCCACAAGCCUUUCUCACCCAAGAUCCUAAAGAUCUGAUCAAAAGCGGAAAGUUUGCGCAAGUCCCAUGGGCCGUUUCAUACACCACUGAGGAAGGAGGCUAUAAUGCAGCCAUAAUGUUGCAAAAGAAUGAAACUACCGGUGAGACCAGGAUAGAAAAACUUAACGAUCGAUGGUUUGACUGGGCUCCCUACUUGCUUUUCUACCGGGACUCAAAGGACACCGUUAAGGACAUGGAUGAGUUCUCUACGAAACUGAGGCAGGAGUACCUGGGAGAUCGGCGAUUUAGCGAGGAAAGCUAUUGGGACUUACAGCGCAUGUUUACUGACAUUCUCUUCAAGAACAGCGUGCCAAAUGCAGUAGAUCUUCACCGGAGGUAUGGCCACAGUCCUGUCUAUUCGAUUGCCUACGACAAUCCACCUAAUUCUGGAGUGGGUCAGGUGCUUUCCAAUCGCACUGAUGUAUUUUUUGGUUCUGUUCACGGAGAUGAUUUUUUCUUGAUGUUCACCGUUCCUGUACUAAAGAAGUCUAAUCGACCUGAUGAAGAAGUUAUUUCAAAAAACUUAAUAAGGAUGAUAAAGGACUUUGCACUUAGCGAAACAGGCACUCUGACAUUUGGCGAAUGCAUUUUCCAAAAUAAUGUAAACAGCAAAGAGUAUCAAGUGCUCCGAAUAACACGAAACGGUUGUCAGAAUGAGCAAUAUGAUCAGUUUCUCUGA
Messenger RNA from Drosophila rhopaloa, 1854 nucleotides. RefSeq names its product esterase P-like. Bases 217 to 1854 code for a protein of 545 amino acids. The record is from RefSeq and is a predicted model, not a curated record. The transcript has 2 exons. Lineage: Eukaryota; Metazoa; Arthropoda; Insecta; Diptera; Drosophilidae.